Messenger RNA from Vitis riparia (riverbank grape), 1234 nucleotides. RefSeq lists its product as uncharacterized. Lineage: Eukaryota; Viridiplantae; Streptophyta; Magnoliopsida; Vitales; Vitaceae. The coding region runs from base 30 to 1028 and encodes 332 amino acids. The record is from RefSeq and is a predicted model, not a curated record. The transcript has 9 exons.
AUUACCAUUAGAAAAAAAAAGGGAAAAAAAUGUUUGCAAAAGAACCAGGCACUCCGAGCUUCGACCUACCCGAGGAAGUGCUCGAAGUUCUGCCCUCCGAUCCAUUCGAACAGCUCGAUGUGGCCCGCAAAAUCACCUCCAUUGCGCUCUCCGCACGUGUCUCCGCCCUCGAAUCUGAGGCUUCCGCUCUACGCUCCAAACUCGCCGACAAGGACGCCCUCGUCGCCGACCUCCACGAUCAGAUCGAGUCUCUCGACCAUGCUCUCUCCGACGCCGCCGACAAGCUCUUCCUCGCCGAACAGGAGAAGGAGAACUUGCUGAAGGAGAACGCAUCGUUGUCCAAUACUGUGAAGAAGCUCAAUCGUGAUGUCUCCAAGUUGGAGAGCUUUAGAAAGACACUCAUGCUAUCACUCAAAGAGGAUGAAGAGAGUUCUGGAGCAUCUCCGAAGGUUGUUGCCAAACAGAUGGCAGCCCAAUCGAGUUUAUCUUCUGCUUCAAUGACUGGAGAAGACGAUGCUACAUCAAGAUAUUCUUCUACACGAAGCCAGUACUCAGAAAUUGGAAAUUCAUUUGCAGAGGAUCGGGAGACGGAUGCCUCAAGAGCUGGCAUAUCACAUGGCUUCCUCUUAGCAUCCCAAACUAACACACCUCGGCUUACUCCUCCCGGCUCUCCUCCUACUUUAUCCGCAUCGGUAUCCCCAAGGCGACAUUCAAUUUCACUUUCAACCUCAAGAGGAAUGUUUGAUGAUAGGUCUUCAGUGCCAACUAGCCAGCACAGUUCAAUGUCAAGCUCUGAGUCCGGAUCACAAACUGGACGAACUCGAGUUGAUGGAAAAGAGUUUUUCCGCCAAGUCAGGAGCCGUUUGUCUUAUGAGCAGUUUGGUGCAUUUCUAGCAAAUGUCAAGGAACUAAAUUCCCACAAGCAAACAAGAGAGGAGACGCUAAGGAAGGCAGAUGAGAUUUUUGGCCCAGAUAACAAGGACCUCUAUGCUGUAUUCGAGGGAUUGAUCACUCGCAACGUCCAUUGAAAUUUGUUUGCAGAAACCGCCCCAUAUGUCUGUCAGCUUGGCUUUUUUGAAAUUACCAGUAGUCUCUUAUGCAGUUUGUGCUGUAAAUUAAACAAUUUAAACUAUGAUGAGGUGUAACAACACUAUUCUACGAACCCCCCUCGUUAAAAUUUUCAUAUCAAGUUGUAUUUUGGGUGACAAAAAAUCAGAAUGUUAUGUUCUGCAUC